AGGCCCAGCAGGCCCAGCGCAGCCGGGCGGGGCGGGGCCGGUUCUUGCUAGAGAGGGAAGCGGCGUGGGUUUCGUUCUUUGGCCGGGCCGGAGCAGGGCAACCAUGCAGGUAGUAUAAGCUUGAGGGGGCUUUGCUGAGAGGGACGGGGGCGGCAGGAGCGCGGAGGGUCUCUCGGGAGGCCUUGGGGCGUCCGCGCAGAGGCGAAGCCGGGUUGCUCCGGUGCCCCCUCGUGACUCGCUCCCUUUCCUUCCGCAGGCGAGCUCCAAGCAGGCGGCGCAGGAGCUGCUCAAGUUUAUCAGCCGGAGCCCCUCCCCUUAUCACGGUAAGACGGAGCCCGGGACCGGGGGCUUCACGCCCGGGAAGUACUUCUCCAACGGGAGGUCUGCCAUGCAUUUAAAGCACAUGUCUUCCUCCUGAAGAAUCCCAGGAACUGGGUGUUGGGAAUUGUAGCUCUUCCGAAGGAGUAAACUACACUUCCCAGGAUUCUGUGGAGGGGGGGUAAGCAGUGUGCUUUAAAUGCGCGGUGUGAUGGGUGUAAAUAUGCACAAUUGGGGGGGGGGGGGCGGAGGGUACAUAAGGAGAUAACAGAAAUCACUGGGUUAAAGCUGGCCGAAAGUCCAGCAGUACCAUUAUUAUCAAUUUAUGAUGGCGUGGAAGGUUCACAGGCUGGGAAGGAUUUGCUCACAAAUUUAUUGACAGUUGCACGAGUUAUUAUAGCUAGGAACAUAGCUGUCAACUUUUCCCUUUUCUUGCGAGGAAUCCUAUUUGGAAUAAGGGAAUUUCCCUUUAAACAAGGGAAAAGUUGCCAGCUAUGGCUAGGAAGUGGAAAGUGGCAAGGUGGAUAUAAAAUGGAAAAAUGGUAUAAAGUGGUGUGGGAUAUAGCCAUUAAUGAUAUAUUAAUAUGUGCUAUUAAGGUAAGAUGGGUUGUAUGCAGGAGAAAUGAAUUUGAGGAGAUAUGGAAAGUGUUUGUAGAAUUCGUACUGUUAAAACGGAAAGGGGUCAAACCAUCGCAAGAGGUGUUGAAAUUUUGGGAGGUUGGAUAGUUACCAUGGAAUGGUCUCGGGGGUGGGGUGCACAUUUUUAUUCUUAUUUAUUUAUUCUUAUUACUCUAUGUCAAAAUAAAAAAUAAAAUUAUAUUAGAAAUAAAUAAAUGUGAGGUGUAUACAUUCUAGUCAAGAAAAAGCAGAGCCAUUAGGACUGUGGAGUGGGUAAAGGCCUGAGGGCCAGAUAGAGACCUUGGAUGCUGCAUUCAGCCCUUAAGCCUGAGGGCACCCACCUUUAAGAUCUUCUGCUGAGACUGUGGUCACACUUGCACCAUUAAGCACUCUUAUAGCAGUUUAACUUACAUGGAGAAUCCUGGAAACUAUAGUUUAUGGGUGCUGAGAAUUGUAGUUCUGUGAGAUCAGCACCCUUAACAAAUUGCAGUUCCCAGGAUUCCUAGGGGGUUACAAUGACAACAGCGGUAUGAAUGUUUUAAAUGUAUGGUGUAGAUGUAACCUCUCCAGGUGACCACUGUGUCAGAUGUUUGGCAUCCAGCAACAAAAUAAAGGGCUUUUAGCAGCCUAUAGUCCCCCUGGGAGCAACCUUCCUAAAUUGCCUUACCUGGUACUUAUGCUCUCUUUUUGGCACCAGGCAGGGGAAAAAAUGUUAUUUGCCCAAUCAUUUCUAACUUGUAACUUGAGUAGCUUUUAAGGAUUUUCAUCCAUCUUACUGUAUUUGUACUGUGAUACAAGUUGGUUGUUCACUACCUGAAAUUCUGGAUAAGUUGGUAUUUAAAUGUUUUUAAUAAUAAAACUUUUGGAAGAUUAUGGGAUGCUUUUCAUUCCACUUUCAUAAUUUUCUGCAGAACUUUAAUGCACGCAUCAUGUUCCUUAUCUGCAAGUCUUGGUGAGCAUAAUGUGCCAUUCAUUGAAUCAUCUGUUUCAUUUCCCUUGUAGAGGCUCAAACAGGUUCUGCUUGAUUCAAGGAGGUUCACUGGAGCAUUUUAAAAUACAAGGAGGGUGGUUUAUCUUCUCCACUGUAUUGGAUGCUCAGUGGGCAGAAGUACAAGCUCAGGCUUGUAUUCAGCUAAAUUCUGCUCAGAGUAAACCCAUUGAAAUAAAUAAAUCCAAGUUAGUCAUGCCCAUUAAUUUCAGUGCAUCUGAUCUGAUCUGGACUAGCACUGAAUAUUACCCACCAUUCUUUGUUAGGGUUUCACACUUAAUUCUGAUCGUUGUGUGGAGAUGUCACAAGAAACAUUUCUAGGGAAGGAGCUUUAGAAGGGUAAAUGCUUGAGCCCUGUGCACAUGAGAAUUUAUUUACUACAAGUGCUUUUUCUCUGUACCCUCUUUGGCUCAGUCUGGCCUCGCCUUUCCUCAUGUGUUUAUCUUGCUUUCCUUAAUACAUUUCUUGUUUGCUCUCUGUGGACAUCUGAACCCAAAGGGUGUUCUGAGCAGUUGCCUAUCCUUCCGUGUGCAGGGGCGGCAGCAAAUCCUAAUCAUUUCUGUGAAGGUGUGGUAACAUGGAUGUUCAUCUGCAGAGGCUGGAAAGCCCCAAAAGGCUUUGUAGCUGAGGCUAUGCUUGCUGCUAGGGUAGGGUAAGCAAGUCAGGAUGAUAACAUUACAAUAUGACUCUCGCACUUGAGUUCAAGAGUACAAAUAGGCCUGUGAGUGCAGUUUAAGCUGCAUCAUGCUGAUUUUGGUUUUUUUGGCAGGGAUGCGGGGUAUCAUUCAGAGUCUCAUGUGUCGGGGGAAAUUUCAUAAUUCAUUUACCUACCUAUACCCCAGUCUUUCAAAGCUCUGCCAUCAAAACUUGUGGGACAGUGAAUUCCAAGUAGGGAGCCUGCCACAGAGAAAGACCUUGUAAGCCCUCCUAAAAACCAAUAAUAAUAAUAAUAAUUUUUUUAAAAAAAAAAUUUUACUGUUUAUAUCCCGCCCAUCUGGCUGGGUUUCCCCAGCCACCCUGGGUGGCUCCAAAACAAAUGUACCCAGUGAAAGACUACCUACAAGCUGACCUUAGGACUCAGUCAUAUUGGGAAGAGGCGGGACCUGAAGGUGUAUGUUCCCAAGCCAUAAAGGGCUUUGAAGAAUAGCCAGCACCUUGAAUUGAACUUGGGGAUGGACCAGCAGCCAGUGCAGCUGGUAUAAUAAAGGGGAUCCCAGGUUCCCAGCACUUGUCCCAAGUUAAAUUUCUGGGAGGAGAAUUCUGCAUCAGCUGAAGCUUUAGGCUAUCCCCAAGUGAAGAGCAUUACAGUUAUCCCAAAAUUGGGGAGGGGGAAGCUGUCCCACAAACUUCCACCUUAUUCAGGGCAGGCAAAUAUCUCCUUGAAGCCUGCUUCUGCAUGCAGAUUGGCCAGCUGGGGGUGAGUGUCUUCAUGCCCCCUUCAUGACUGCUUGCGUUUUCCUCUCUUGCAGUGGUGGCAGAAUGUCGGAUCCGCCUGCUUCAGGCUGGUUUCCAGGAGUUGAAGGAAACAGAACACUGGGAUAUCCAGCCUGACCGAAAGGUGAGGAAAGAGAGUGGCUUCUUCCUUCCCUUUCUUAUUUGGGAAUUGGGGUGGUGGGAGAAGGAGUGGGGUGCUCCAGAUGAGGUCUCUGCCAGGCACCCCAUCUAAGGAACUGGAUAAAACACUGAUGUCUCCCACUCUUUCUUUAACCCCUCCUCCCCAUACUAGUAUUUUGUGACCAGAAACCUCUCGACAUUGAUCGCCUUUGCUGUUGGGGGACAGUACCAGCCAGGCAAUGGCUUCAGCUUGAUCGGAGCCCACACAGACAGUCCAUGUCUGCGGGUAAGCAGCAACCCCCCCCCCCCAAUACUGCCUAGCAUGCCCCUAGGUACUCUUUAGCAUUCCUUCCUUCCUGCAGCCCUCUGUUGUCUCAGUCCUGCAUUAUUUGUCGUCUCCCCCUUUGCAUUGAACAGGCCUGUCCCGAUACCCAAUAUGGAUGGUGUGGGGAGCCUAUGCCCCCCCCCCAGAUGCUGUUGAAUUCCACCUCCCACCAGCAUGCCCAGUAGUCGUGGUGAGAGGUAGGACUCCCAACAAAAACUGGAGGGCCACAGGUUCCCCAUUCCUGCAAAUACUGUUUUCGGCCGUUCCUUUUGCCUAUGUUAUUGGAUCGCCAGUGUUUGCAGAAUUGUGAUAAACUUGCUUCCUCCUCCUGGCAGCAGUCUGGACAACAUCCCUUUGGAUUUGCCUUCUUCCACUCCUUUUUUGAAAAAACAACAACUGUUGGUUGGGAUUUUUUAACUGGACUUAUUGAAAUGCAUCUUUUAAUACUAAAGAAAAAGCAAUGGACCAAAUAAAUGCAUACAGAAUACCAACCAAUUGAGUGCAUAACUUGGUAUAUAUGUAUAGGGUGAAUGUAACUGCAAAAAAUCCAAAGCUGCCACCCACUCUUAUGACAAUAACUCUGGCCCUAUUUCUUGUUGUUGGGUCAGUUCCUUACAAUUUGAGGAGCUAAUUCAGUGUGUGCUGUUGGAAUAUACGUAUGAAUGUCCUUGUGUGUCCUCCAGGUGAAACGCUGCUCAAAACGUAGCCAGGAGGGCACAGUCCAGGUGGCUGUGGAGACAUAUGGAGGGGGCAUCUGGAGCACCUGGUUCGACCGUGACCUCUCUGUUGCAGGAAGAGUCAUCGUCAAGGUUAGUCCUGGCCGAGGCCCUGCACUGUGGUGUAUACGAUGUGACUUUAGGAGCUCUUCAAUGCUUAGGUUUUUCCAACUGGAAGAGACCUGACUUUACCUCCAAUAUUGCAGCCAUGUCACAUUAGGGCAGGGGUGAGGAACACUUGCCAGCCUAAGAGCCAAAUUCAUUUCUGGACAGCCUUCCAGUGGCCACAUGCCAGUGGGGGGGGGCAGAGACAAAAAGCGCACAAAGAAGCUAAUGCAGUUUUUAUCUUUGGACAGCUGAGUAAUUUACACACACACACACACACACACACACACACACAUAGACCUCUCUAUCUUCUAUCCAGACACCCACAAGGUAUUAUCAGAGGACUGUCACGGCUGAAAAUUGGCCGCUGUUUCUUUAAUGCUUAAAAAGCUGGGUCAGCAUGAGUCAGCAGCCUGCACCGUAUAUAUAGAGUGAGAAAUGUUAGUUAGUUGGUUGGGUUGGUUGGUUGGUUAGUUAGCGAAAGCUGGUAGUGUUGAUGUGUGUACAGUUGGUCAGUCGCUUUUGCAGAAAGACUUUUAAGAAUAAAACUCUGCAAGGAUACUUUUCUCGUGGACUCUUUUAUGCCGACAAGGGUCCGAGGACCGGGCUGAGGCAACAAAGGGAGGUCAGAACCCUUUCUUUUUGUUUUUUUACAAACACUGACAAGGACAUAUUCCAGUUAGGAAGAAACACUCGAGGGCAGGAGGUAGACCUACUAAAGGGUGUGGCUGAGGAGGGAAGAGUACCAAGGGCCAGAUAGAGAAACUUGGUGGGUAGGGUUGCCAUAUUUCAAAAACCAGGACACCUCCAAAAUUGUUGAGCCAAAAGAACUUGCCUAAGAUCCAGGACAAAGCGCCACCUUUCGGAAAUCUCUCCCCCCUUUGAAAUCCAGAUAAUGUCCGGGAAAAUCCAGAAAUAUGGCAGCAUUGGUGGGCUGCAUUGGCCUGAAAUCCAGGCCUGAAGUUUCCAUCACCUGCACAUCAAGGCCUAUUCUUAUAUUUCCUCUGCAGCCUGGGAGCUGCUGCAGUAGGACUGGUGAACUUGGCCUUCUAGAUGACAUUGGAUUCCCACCAUGCAUCAUUCCUGAUCAUUGGCCACACUGGUUGGGGCUGGCAGAAGUUGGGAGACUCCCAACAACAUCUGAGGGCCAGAUGUUGUCCUGUCCUACAGCAUGAUGUCUUCGGUUGCCACUCCAGUAAUGUGAGAACCUUGGGGUCACAUGGCUGAAAUUUGAACGUGGCUACUUCCUCUCCACCACUGCCCUGGGUUAGGUGUGAGAAAUAGCUCAGUUUCCAGAAGUUCAAACUCUAGAUAGCUCUGUUGCCCAGUUGUUGCUUUUUUUGUUUGGGGUUCUUGCUAUUAUAUGCUGUUAAACUGAAGAUUUUAGUUGGUUGUCUUGGGGUUUUUUUAAGUAGUUUGUUAAAUGCUAACAUGAAUUGACAUAUUCUGAGGGUGCUUGAUGAAGGAAACUGAAGUGUUUAUCAUGUGGAAUAAUCAAGCUGCAUGCAUUGCAUUGUUUUGAUUGAGACUGAGAUACAACAAAGGUGCCAACAGCGAAUAUCCUUCCCUGGAGACAAAGUCCAUAAAAGUGUUAUUAAAAACCAGCAAUUUUAAUCUUCUGUUUAAUGAAUUACCCGAUCACUGCUUUCUGCCCUGGGAAACAUGAGUGUGUUCAGUGGAGCUGGUUGCCUAGCUACACUUGAGUAGGACUGUAGUCUAGUUCAAAGUGUGUCAUACUUUGCAUACUUUAAAGUACUUGUUUGAAUAUGACCGAAACCAAAAGCAAUGAAGAGAUGAAAGUUCUGAUCAAAAAGAUGUUGGGGGCUUUGUUCCAUUCUGCAAUUCUGUUCACACCUACACCUACCUGAGAUUAAACCACAUUAAACCAAGUGGAGAUGAGGUUCCUGCAAGCAUAGGUGCAUGGUCUGUGCAGGCCAGAAGAUUUAUUAGGGAAGUGGGAAUGGAAGGGUGCAUAGUUAUGGUGACACUCUUACCAAAUUGAAAUGUGAAAGUUUCUAAAAGUUCCUCCAAACUCAUGUUCUAAAAUGCUGUCAUAAAUGCUCUUAGUUGGCAUAUUUUGAGAACAAGGGUCUCUUUUUUGCAUUCUUUCUGAUUUGCUUAAAGACAGACGCUCAGGGCUGAAACAGAUCUCUUCUUCUUUUUGUUGUUGUUUUUAAACAACUUUAAAGGAGGGAGGAUCUCCCAUUUUCAUCCAAGCCAGCAGCAUAGGGGGAGGGAAGUAUUCACACCCCCACCCCUCUACCUCUGAAAGCACUAAUUGUCUGUAUUGGUGAAACCAUGGGCAAAGUUACACUAUUGGUCCAAUCUUUUCCAGUCUCUCCCCUCCCCCUGCAAAGCUGCCUCCCCCCCCCCCCCGCAUGGGCACUUUUGUUAGAUUAUUCAUGAUAGCUCUAUUUUCCAGAAGGGCCAUAUCUUGGUGGAAGAUCACCUGCUUUGCAAUUAGAUCCCUGGUUUGAUCUCUGGAAUUUGCAAGUUGGGCAGCGAAGGAGUCCUUCUGCCAGUCAGUGUAGACAACACUAGGCUGGAUGGACCAGUGGUUCAAUGAGAGCCUUUAGCUCCCAGCUGCUGCCUUAAUCCCACUCUCCUGUUCCUCCCCUCUCCCACAUUAUGCCAGUGGGUGAAAGUGGCAGAAUGGUGUUUCCUGCUUGGCAGGGGGUUGGACUCGAUGGCCCUUGUGGUCUCUUCCAACUCUAUGAUUCUAUGAUUCUAUGACACACGCCCUACACUGAUGUCUGUUUUCCAUUUCUGUUUUCCAUUUCCCUUCUGUUUUCCAUUUCAGGACCUGUUCACAGGGUGCCUGGAGCAGCAGCUGGUGUGGGUGGAGCAGCCCAUCCUCCGCAUCCCACACCUGGCCAUCCACCUCCAGCGCAAUGUGAAUGAGAGCUUCGGGCCAAACACAGAGCAGCACCUGUGAGUGUGUAAACUGCUGUUCCUCUGUGCUCAUAUAUUCCAUGGUGGGUUGGGGCGAGGGGCAGCAGGCCUGGCUGGCACUCCUGUCAUUUGCCUUUCAGCAAGAGAGUCAGCUGCAGAGUUUGGUCCCCUUGGGUGAUUGGGAAUGACCUUAGCUCACAGGAAGACCAUCUGCUUGGCAUGCAGAAGGUUCCAGGCUCAAGAUCCCCAGCAUCUCCAGGGGUGGGGGCUGGGAAUGGUCCCUGUCUGAAGCCCUGGAGAGCCACUGCCAGUCUAAACAGCACCAAGCUCGGUGGACCUGACUUGGAAUAUAUGACAGCUUUCUGUGUUGAUGCAAUACUUUUCUGUGCUUUAGGAUUGCCUAGAGAGGCCCUGCUCUGGAUUAUGUGUAUAAGUCGUAUCAGACGGGCUGGGACUGGAGGGCUUGCUGGCACCCCAUCUUUAUUGGUUUUUUUACUUCCAAUAUUUAUAGACCACUUAAUGUUUUGAGUUCCUAAGCAGCGUACAUAAGUUUUUUUAAAAAAACUACACCUUAUAGAGAAAAAGAAUAAUUAAAAUACAUUGUAAAAGCAGAAAACCAGUGGGAAAUGCCUGCUGAAAUGAUGGUCUUUGUCACGUGCCUGUCUAAGUUUUAACCAAGCCAUACCCACCUGCCCUACACCUGGCCUGUGUGAUCAGCAUUGCCUGCCAAGCCUUGUGUAUAGCUCCUUGCAUGGCUCUGUGCCAGCCCCAACAAUCAGAGCUGUGCAUAGUGCGCUGGAACCCUGACGCUCAGCUGAUUGUCAGGACUUCAAAGCUUCAUGUACCGCACAAGCAAGAAAGUGGCCCACCUGACAUCGUUGUGACACCAGGUGGUUGAAAAUGGGGGGGCCCCGCCAGCAUGUCAAACUUGGCCCAUGGAGAUGAUAAGGAUCCAGGCUGCUGGCUGGAUCCAGUUCUCCACCCCUAAUCUAGAGGACCACAGGUUCCCCAGCACUUGGCUCUUGGACCAUGCUACCAAUAUGAUGGGAGGGGAUGUGAUGGCAAUGGGCGGGGAUGUUCCCUGAGAAAAAAGGUGAGGCGUAGUUACAGAGUUUCUUGCUCUGCCGGGGGGCUGACUUUCACCAAGUGGCUUCUUUGGAAGUGUUUUGUGCUGUUGGGUCUUGGUGGCUCUGUGGGCUCCAGUUGCUUCUUGGAGCCAAAUUUCCCAGGAAGCAGCAAUAAUGAGCAAGCCAGUUAAACAGCCAACACACCUGCCGUUCCCAGGGUCCCAAUUCUGGCCACAGAAGUCCAGGAGGCCCUGGAAAAGAAGACGUCCAAGACAGACACAGCUUGUACCUCAUCUCUCCAGGUAAGACCGGGGGGCGGGGGGACGGGACACAAGGACGCUGUUGAAUUGGCUGGAGAGGUGCAGUAGGCAAGUCCAAAACAAAGGGGAGAAUUGACAGCUUUCCAGAGUGGAGUAUGUCUCUUUUACCUUCUCACAACUUUUCUUUCUCACAGAGUCGUCACUCUCCAGCCCUGCUGGCCCUCCUCUGCUCCCAGCUGAAGGUGAAACCGGAGCAGGUGGUGGAGAUGGAGUUGUGCCUGGUGGAUACGCAGCCUCCUGUGAGUGCCCUUUUUUAUUAAAUAAAUAGACAGACAGACAGACAGAUAGAUAGACAGACAGAUAGUGCAUUGGGGUUGGCAGUGGGGUUUUGGUUUUGGACAGAGCUAGCUUUCUAAGGUUCACAUGGUUGAACUCAUUACAUUUUCUAGCUCCAUGCAACUUUCCUUUAGCACAGCAAUGGGGAACCUGCAAGCUUCCUACCAGCCAGCAUGGUCAGUGGUGGGGGUUGUAGUCUAGCAAGAUCAAGAGAACCACAGGUCCCCCACCCUUUGGUCUGAGAGAGAGAGGCGUAGAGAGAGAUGCUUAUUCCAGAUUCUCAUUCAUCUCCUGGGGAAAGAUCCCAGCUGCUACUCUCCAACCCGUUUGCAAAACCUGCAGGGAGAAUGUGUGGUGUGGCAGACAGACUGAACCAGGGAAAGGUUGGUCCCAGGUCAGGAUUUUUUCUUUCUGGUGAAUCUUCCUCCAGACACUAGGUGGCGCCUUCAGUGAGUUCAUUUUCUCCCCUCGCCUGGACAACCUCCACAGCAGCUACUGUGCCCUGCAGGUGAGUACUUUGUGGGGGGGGGGGGCGGGGGGGCGGGGUCAGAGAUGAAUCCUCUUCUGUGAUCCAUCAGUGCCAUGCAAAGGAGCCAUCCUCUAAUCUGCUCUAAUAACUUGUGUUUCCCCCAGAAAUCACCUAGAACCUACUUCUAACCCUUGCUCUAUUGUUUCGCAUUCCAUCCCCACCCCACCCCAUGUACUAAAAUCGCCCAUUACUCUUGCAGCCAAAAGGUGGGGUGACCCAUCUAACCACUUUGCAUGGUGAAACUAUUCCUAUGUUUGUGGGAAUGGCUGUGUGCAGAAAUAUACCUCUGGGACUCUCUCUGUGUGUAGCAACAGGUAGAGAAACAUUUCAAAUCUUGGGAGGAAUUAUGCAGAACCACAAGGGUUCCAGCUCAGAUGAAAUGGAAUACUGUGGUUUACAUGGAAGUUAACCACACAUGCGGGGGGGGGGGAGGGAGGGGAGGAGAAAGUCAGAAGCAGCCAAGUGCAAUGUUUAUUUAUGUAGCAUCAGGCAUGGGCCUUGGGUCUUUUGUAAAGUUUUGUCAGAAGGUAGGGCAUUGACAGGUACAGCUUUGUUGCACAACAGCGGAAGCAGCAUAUGAUUUUAAAUUCUCCUUUUUGUGAAAUGACUAAAGGCAGUUAUCUACCCUGGUGACACUCUUCUCCCCCAGUACACCAGCUUUCUGACAUGGGACUGCAGCUUAAGAGUUGAGCCCAAGGGAGUCCUUCCAUUUGCUGUAGUCAGAGGUUCAAGACAGCUGGAAGCACAAAACUCACAGUCCCUGAGCUUGUAUACUUUCCCAGAUACCUAGGGUGGGCGUGGGGGGGGGGGGGACACAGACACCUAGUCAGAAGCCGUAUGUAGGCUUUCGUGUGGUGCCAGAAGGGAUCUAGCAUUGCAGAGAAACUGGCACUUCUCUUUAAGAAGUUGGCUCAGUAGAGAACCUUUGCAAAUGUUCAGGCCACGGAGGCCAAUCUAACCUACAGACUGAAGAAAAAUAGUUCAAUUGUAAGUACAGAAUUUAACGUACUGAGGACGUGAAGGGAGACUCUGACAUGGUUUCUUUAAGAAGUCGGCUCACAAGAUAGCAACGCAUAGACCAGUAGCAAAUAUUUCUGUCCCAGGGCACUCCCUAUCCUGCCCCAUUAGGCACUCCCUAACCUUGUCCCCUUAUGUUUUUCUGCAGGCUCUGAUUGAAUCCAGCGAAGGGCCUGGAGCUCUUGCCCAAGAGCCAAAUGUGCGCCUGGUUGCACUUUACGACAAUGAAGAGGUCAGUAUGAGACAGUGGUGGAUGAGCAAGGCUACAUUCUGGGUACAAAAGAGGGAAGGGCCAUAGCCCAGGGGUAGAGCAUCUGCUUUUCAUGCAGAAGGUCCCAGCUUCAAUCCCCGGCAUCUCCAGGUAGGAGAACUGCUCCUAACCAAUGUAGACAAUACUCAGCUAGGUGGAUCAGUGGCGUGACUCGGUAUAAGGCAGCCUUCUAUGUUGCUGCAGAAGUGGAAAGUGAAAUCCUGUUCUGAGCAUUAGAUGAAUAUUAUUCUUUGGAGAGUGGCUCCACCUGGUUUGAUAGAUGAUGAGGGGAAAUGUUAUGAGAAAUUAAGGGGCAGCAACAGGUCUGCUCUCUGAAACAUUAUUAAUUCAUUUAUGCAACACCUUUCUUCUAAGGAGCUCAAGGAUGGCAUUCCUGCUUCUCCCUGUCUCCAUUUUAUCCUCAGAACAACCCUGUGAAGUAGGCUCAGCUGAGGGGGACUGGCCCAAGCUCACCCAUCAGCCUUGCUGGUUGAGCGGUGAUUUGAGCCUUUGUCUUCCAGGUCCUAGUCCAGGGGUGGGAAAUGUUUGCUCCUCCAGAUGUUGCUGAGCUACGACUCCUGUUGUCCUUGACUGUUGCCCCUGCUUGAUGGGGGCUGUAUUUCAACAGCAUCUAGAGGGGCAAAGGUUCCCUACACCCAUCAUCAGCCAGCAUUCCUAACUGCUGCACCACACUGAGAUGGGAGGUGGAAUAUUUCUAGCUUAAAAGGCUCUUCUUGCUGGCUCCUUUACUGACUUGAUGUGACUUACCUGGCAGGUUGGUUCACAGAGUGCACAGGGGGCUGGUUCGCUCCUCACUGAACUUGUCCUUCGGCGCAUCUCUGCUUCGCACCAGAACUUGACAGCCUUUGAGGAAGCCAUGCCAAAGUCCUGCAUGAUCAGUGCUGACAUGGCCCAUGCCGUGCAUCCCAAUUAUGCGUGAGUAUGUUGCUGUGCCCAGCAGGAAGAAAUGCAUGAGGGUUUAGCAAGUAUUUUACUAAAUAUUAGGCAUUCUGCUGUGAAUUUGCUGGCUUGCGGUACAAGCUGAAAAGUUGGCAUCUGUUGUGGAAUUCGGCUUUCAAAGAGGCUCUGCUUUCAUUAAAAAAUAAAAUAAAAUCUAGUCCCCAUGGUUUUAUAAAUGAAAUUGUUUGACACUUAAAACUGUAGGAUAGAAACGCAAGCUGUCUGACUUACCAACUCUCAAACUUGAAAAUCCUGAGGUCAGAAACAUCUCUUUAUCAGUUUAGGCUAAUCUGCAAAAUCCAAGUCAUCGAUUUAAAGGCCUUUCCCUCAAUUAUAACAAGGGAGUAAGGCUCCCUAAACUGUUGAGCAGAGGUCCUGGGCCUUGGAUCCCUCCGGAGCAGAACUAGGGAAUCUGCCCCCCCCCCCCCGCAGACAUUGUUGGACUCCAUAUCCCAUUAGCCCCAGCCGGCAUGGCUGGUGGUUAGGGAUGACGGGAGUUGUCGUCCUGCAACAUUUGGAGCCACCCUCAGGGGUAGCGUUUUGGCAAAGGACAUGGAUUGAGGCAGAACCAGUAGUUAUGUUCAGCCUUCCCCGACAAAUGCACUUUCUCUCUCCCAGGCCUCGUGGUCCUAGAAAACAGUUUGGCGGUGUUGAAGGCAGCGUAUGCUGAAAGUCAGAAAAUGGAGGUGCUCUUCUAACUUCUGAGUUUGGCUUGUACUUGUUCCAGAUGAUGUACCCAGCGCUGAAUCUGCCCCCUGGCAAAUGGUGCCCUUGGGCUAGAUGCAGCUCUUAGGCAUCACUGUCAAGAGGGUCUUUCUCAUCCUGCCACUGGCAUAUGGCAGUGCUACUCUUCCCCAGAAUGCCUGUCUCUGCUCUAAUAAAAGUCCUUUGUGCAUAAAUCUGCGUACAGGUGUUCUCACUGACACAUCAGGAGUGCCACUCUACCCCCCCCAAAAAAACCCCUCCUUCUUUUGAAAUUGCUCCCAGGCAUUGAAAUAACACCACAUCUCUUCUUAGUUUAAUUCCACUGUCUCUUCCUCGAAAUUCAGCCUCAUGUUUCUAAGAGUUUGGGAUCUACUUGGCCAGGGUCUAAUUUGAUGCUCCCUUUUACAGUGACAAGCAUGAUAAGAACCACCGUCCAGAGUUCCACAAGGUAGGUGAUGGGGCCACGUGGCAACAAUAAAAUGUGGAAAACUAAGGCAGACUCUGCAAGCAGUAGCAGAGUCGUCCUCAGCACAAGUUGAAUGGGGGAGGUAGCAAAACUUACUCCUGAAACUUAAUUCUUCUUUAAGACCUGAUCACAUUGGUUUUUAAUACAGUACACAAAUCUUUGCCUCUGAAUGUAAGAAUGAGCUUUCGGAGUGGGGGGGAUUUGCUUUUGCUCCCGUGGCCUAGAUGUUGGGAAGUAUGCCAAAGGUUAUUCAAUUGCUGGAAACAACACGUUAGUUACAGUCCUGUCCUUUACAAUAUUGGUGAUGUAUACCUUACAGGCUGGAACUGCAACAGAGUGUUGUCGUGUGCAGCGCUCUUGUUCUGGAUUCAGCCAGUUGCCCCUGCCUUUCUUAUGGGGUGUUUCAUUUUAUUCCCCCUCGCCCAUUAUUCAGUAUCGUGUGCCCACUGAGCAGGCUCAAUCUUCCUUUGGCUUUUGGGUAUUCCUCCCCCAAAAUAAAAAUAUUGUAGCACUUCUGCAAACUUUAGGAGCUUGCCUAAGCCCCUUAAGAUUUUGUAUUGGGGUAGUGGUGCUGUUUUGCCUACAUAAGCAAUGACACUCACACCUAGCUACGGUAGAUGGAAGGAAUGAUUAUGCCAGUGGAUUUUUCUGUUGUUGUAUUUAGUGGGGCAGGGGGCUUGUUCUGGGACUUUGGAUGUCUGGUGGCAAGCACUGGUCCCAUCCCAUGGCUGGGGGGCUCAAGGCGGUUGCUCGUCUCAUGAUCCCACAAGCCAGAAGAGCAGAGGGAAGAAUGUCUGAAAGCCCAGAGAAAGACAUGGGCCUAUGCUUGUUUCUGUGUGGGAUACAUAGAACUACUGCAUUAUUCUGGGGCAAGAUUGCCAUAGGGUAGGUCUCUGCUUUCCAGUGGUUCCUUUUGGCUUCCACACCGCCUUCUUUCUGUUGCAGCUCAUGUUUCGGGAAGCAAAGCUUUAUGUUCUUGAUGUGUGCAGACCACAUCUCCUUUCUUAGUACAUCUUUUUGUUCUGAAUCCUCUGGUUUCUUGCGCAGGGCCCUACAAUAAAAGUGAACAGCAACCAGCGCUAUGCCUCUACUGCUGUCACCGAGGCCCUGAUCCGAGAAAUUGCCAGCCGUGUGGACGUCCCCCUGCAAGUAAGCAUUGUUCCUUUCUACCUCAAGAGCUAUUCCCAAGCUUUCCCCUUGCACUUAAUGACUGCGGCCACUAGAGGGUGAGUUUGAAUCGGCCAGUGUAGGGAAAUACAUAAGUGCUAUGUCCCUGUACUGUAGAUUCUGCAGCCAGGGACCAAUGGGGCAAGAUGCCCCAUCUGCCGUUGGGGGACGGGAGAUGGGACCAGAAAUGGUGGGCCUUCAGGAUUAAAUGCUAUGGAGAAGGCCUUACUCCUUAUCUGAAGAUGGGUUUUUUCCGCUUCCUUCUCUCUCCAACCCCUGGCUGUUCCUUCUUGGGUUUUAAGGUCUGUGAGUGUUGACAGCAUUUCCACCCCAUGGCUGUCUCUUGAUGCUGGGGUUGUGCACAUAGGUGCCCAGAGCCUUCUCCUCAAAGACCUCCUCCACUCCCAUCAUCAACGCUCAGUAGAUCCAUAUCUGACCGCCCUUCCUAAUGGCCUGGUCCAACAGCUAAAGGGAGUCCCCAACCCCUGGACAGUGUCAAGGCCAAAUCAGCUGCUCAAGAGCCUUAAAAGAAAACAAUUCAUUUUCCUAUUGCAGGAAUUCAUGGUUCGGAAUGACUCUCCCUGCGGCAGCACCAUUGGGCCCAUCUUGGCCUCCCGCCUUGGCUUGCGCGUCCUGGACAUGGGCUCCCCACAGCUGGCCAUGCACUCCAUCCGCGAGAUGUGCUGCACCUCCAGCGUCCUGCAGUCCAUCACUCUCUUCAAGGUGGGUGGCAGCUCAGGUGGGGCAGAGGGAAAGUAAUUGCCUUGAGCGGAGCUGUUUUCUGCUGCCUCCAAGGGUGUGGGUGUGUGCCCAGGUCCCCCACCCACCCCUUUCCCAGGUUGUCCUCACAACAACCCUGUGAGUUAGGCUAGACUGAGGAAGCCUGAGUGGUGUGAGAGAGGAGUAUCCCCUUCGCAAAGAAACACUCUUGUCACGGGCCUUGGCUGUACGGUUGGGAGCAGGCCAGGAAAGAGGGAAGGGCAAUGUAAACAGAGAGCUUUCCCUCUGGCCCUAUGUAUUGUUUGGGGAGGAGGGGGGGCACAAAGUGUGAAAAGAGCUUGGCAGACAGGAACAAGGUUUCCAUACAUAUCGAGGUCACCAUCCUCCCCGCCCCGGGUUGCAGGUUGAGCCCUGCUGCCGCCCACUCCCUAUCUCUUCCUUGUAAUCUUGUCUGUAUGUUACCAUGGCAACGAUGGUGCCCUCCAGGCGGUGAUCGGUUUCUGUGGCAACAUGGUGCCUCACGAUUCUCCUGCUGCCAUGGUGACGCCAUCAUAUGUGUGUGUUUGACAGCUGCCCCGUUCCCCCCCCCCCCGAGGGUUGUUCUUCCCCCACCAAACCUGACUCUUCCUCCUCUUUCUCUCCUUCCUUCCUUCCUUCCUUCCUUCUUUCCCAGGCCUUCUUUGAGCUGUUCCCAGUGCUGGAUCAGGGACUGCUGAGCAACUGAAGAGCAUCUCAAGCACAGGAAGCGGCUAACGCCCCCUCUCCCUGGCCAGAUAGCAAUUAAGGCACAUGUUGUACAGCGGCUCAUGGAACGACUGCUUCUGGAGAGUUGCAUCUUUUUUCCCCUUUCUACAGUCAUUUUCCAAAAGAGGCUGGGCAUUUGAGGCUUACGUACAGCCAGGAGGGCCUGAUCCAGAGAGCCAGUGCCAUAGAACAGCUCAUCCUCGCUCCUUCAUAGCUGAUAGAAAACUUUAUUCAAGAUAAUGACAUGUUAAAGGGCUAUCUACAGUCAUCUUGGUGCUUUAAGUGGGCACUGAAAUUAUGGGUGAAAUUCCAGCAUUGAAUAAAUGCCAAGUGAUGCAUACUUUUAAUUGGAUCAUCCCAC
Podarcis lilfordi (Lilford's wall lizard) is the source of this 16098-nucleotide messenger RNA. Lineage: Eukaryota; Metazoa; Chordata; Lepidosauria; Squamata; Lacertidae. The record is from the annotation of a GenBank genome assembly.